UUUUAUUCUUGAAAAAUAUACUGUUUAAUAUAUGUGUAAUUCAUUUUGUUUGAUGUUAACUCUUUUUUUUCUCUGUCGUCCGUCAUAAUAUAGAGAGAUUUGUGUGCGACUUGUAUACUCAACUUCCUAUAUUCCCUCUUCAUAUAAUUCAAAGCAACAAAUCUUUGUCUCUUUGUCUCUCACAACUUCCCAAGAACCACCUUUCUUCUAUUUUUUUUGGUUUUUGAAAUUCGAAUGCAGAGAGAAACUGAUCGGAGAAUGGCGACGGAGCAUAUAACCCGUAAGGCAGACGAAUACAGUGUCGAGCUUUUACCUAGCGACGACGACGCGCCGCCGCCGCUUUCAUCGUCGUGGCGUCUCAGCCUCGAGACUUUUCGACUUCCUUCUUCCCUGUCGUCCACUGUCCGUCACGACGGCCGUACUCGCUUCUCUCGCUACUUCCGUACUCCCAGAAAGGAACGUAAAGUCUCUGAAUACUACAAAAAGCAAGAGAGGCUCCUCGAGGGCUUCAACGAGAUGGAGACUAUCCAUGAAACCGGUUUUGCAUCUGGAGCUCCAACUGAGGAAGAAAUGAAGAAGCUUGCAAAGAGUGAGAGAUUGGCUGUACACAUUUCCAACGCUACAAAUUUAGUGCUUUUUGUGGCAAAGGUUUAUGCAUCUAUGGAGAGUAGAUCCAUGGCUGUGAUUGCUUCAACUUUGGACUCUCUCUUGGAUCUUUUGUCUGGUUUUAUCCUUUGGUUUACUGCUAAUGCCAUGAGCAAACCAAACCACUUUCAUUAUCCUAUAGGCAAACGACGGAUGCAGCCUGUGGGGAUCAUUGUGUUUGCUUCCGUGAUGGCAACUCUUGGACUGCAAGUUUUGCUAGAAUCAGGAAGGCAACUAGUCUCCAAGAAUGGUAUUCACAUGAAUAGCACAGAGGAGAAAUGGAUGAUCGGGAUCAUGGUCUCUGUCACCAUCGUUAAGUUCUUGCUCAUGCUUUAUUGCAGGGGAUUUCAGAAUGAAAUAGUUAGGGCCUACGCACAGGAUCACUUCUUUGACGUUGUAACCAAUUCAAUAGGCUUAGCAACAGCCGUCUUGGCUGUUAAAUUCUACUGGUGGAUUGAUCCCUCUGGUGCUAUAGUUAUUGCUUUGUACACCAUAGGAACAUGGGCAAGAACCGUACUGGAGAACGUCCAUUCGCUCAUAGGACGCUCUGCACCGUCAGAGUUCUUGAAUAAACUGACAUUCUUGAUAUGGAACCAUCACGAACAAAUCAAGCAUAUUGACACAGUUAGGGCCUACACUUUUGGAUCACACUACUUUGUUGAGGUUGACAUUGUUUUGCCAGAGGACAUGAGACUGCAAGAGGCUCACAACAUCGGAGAGACUCUUCAGGAGAAGCUCGAGCAACUUGCUGAGGUGGAACGAGCUUUUGUUCACAUAGACUUUGAGUUCACUCAUCGUCCUGAACACAAGUGUAAUUAGAUUUUGACCAGAAAAUAUUCAGGACGUGAAUGAUACCGUUAGGUAACGUUCUACGGUUCUAGUGUUAGUUCUUUAGUAAAUGUUAUCUUGUGGUCUGUAUGGAAAUCAAAUGAAUGUUGUUUCUUUUCAAGUCUA
Molecule: messenger RNA, 1599 nt
Organism: Raphanus sativus (radish)
Lineage: Eukaryota; Viridiplantae; Streptophyta; Magnoliopsida; Brassicales; Brassicaceae
Product: metal tolerance protein 10
Exons: 6
Coding region: 235-1464 (409 amino acids)
Biological process (GO): monoatomic cation transport; transmembrane transport
Cellular component (GO): membrane
Molecular function (GO): monoatomic cation transmembrane transporter activity
Source: RefSeq, a predicted model, not a curated record